Molecule: messenger RNA, 2535 nt
Organism: Closterium sp. NIES-67
Lineage: Eukaryota; Viridiplantae; Streptophyta; Zygnematophyceae; Desmidiales; Closteriaceae
Source: the annotation of a GenBank genome assembly
AAGUAUUGUGGAAGUAAGCCUGUCCUUAGUUGAAGUAAGUAGUCGAGGUACUGGUGAACAAGGGUCAAAAGAAGAAACCCUCAUUACACGCGUACCCACGGGAACCUUACGUUAGCCCGAGAUUGCCCAAUCAUCCGAGUUACGGCUUAUUCGACCCAGCACCAUAGCCUCUAUCCCACCUCUCACUCCGCGCGUCACGGCGCCAAAAACCAGCUCGUAGUACCCGCACAUGGCAGGAAAGCGCGACGUCGAUCCGUACGACCUAGGCGAGUUCGUGAGCGGUCUCAAAGGCGGGGGAAAGCGGUCGCUGGGUCGCCUGCAGGCCGCGCUGCGAUGGUGGCCUCACUCGCCUGAUUGGCGCGCUGUGGCGCUCGCAGCGUGUGUGGCGGCGCUGCUGCUGCUGGCCCAGCUGCACCGACAGCCGCAGCAAGGCUCUCUGGACAUCGAGAUCGCCGUCGCCUUGAUCCAACGGUCGAGAGGGGCGCACGCCCCGCCGAAAGGGCCGACCGGACCGCAGGCGGUCGAACAGAGACCAGGUGGCGCGCGGCGGGAUCCUGCUCGUGCUGGUAUCGUUGCUGCCGCGGCAGGGACAAUAUACAGCGCUGUUCUGGACCGUCCAGGUACAUUAACCGGAUCUGAUAGCAGCGAGGAGUUGGAGGUGAUUUCCCCUUCUUUGCCCCUCAAUCCCCCUCCCUCUGAUCGCCGACGACACGUUAGCGCUGCUGCUGCGACCGCUGGCGACGCCACCUCGCUCGUCGCCGAGACGUCGCGAAAGUCGCGAGGAGCAGAAUCAGAGGACGACGUCGCGAUUUCGCUAUCCGUCGGGGAUACCGCUGGCAGCGCACCUGUGCUUCUGAUACGAGGCAAGCACGGCGCACACGCCGGGGUGGCGCGUACUAAGAGUCUUUAUAGCAGUGCUGCUAGGAGUGGUAGUAAUGGCACCAAGCCGCCUCGAUCUUCCUCCGAGACAGCUGACGCGUCAGCCGCAACGGGGACUGUGGGCGCGGCAGCAGCUGCCCCCGCCCUGCAGGAGGCGCCUGCGGAAGCGCAACCAGCCACUGCGCGGUCGCCCGCGAAUCAGGCAGCGGUGAAGGCGGAAGCGGUAAAGGCGGAAGCGGUGAAGGCGGAAGCGGUGAAGGCGGAAGCGGUGAAGGCGGAAGUGGGGAAGGCGGAGGCGGUGAAGGCGCGCCCGCUGAUCAACGUAACAGAGGCGGAGGAGUGCCGCGUUCCGCGCGCCGUGGGGGCGUGCAGGGUGGCGGAGGGGGAGAGAAUACACGUGGUGCUGGUGUCGGCCAUGUGGGAGAGAGAAUCGCAGACCAAGGAGGAGACGGAGGCGAUGCUCAAGUCGAUGCUGUACGGCACGCGCUGCCCGCUGCACGUGCACUUCGUCAUCGCGGGGGAGCCGGAGGAGUCCGCCUUGAGAGGCAUUUUGACGGGGCUAAGUGGCAUCGAGAUGACCCCCAACCCCUCGCCCUACACUGCUCAUAGCACUGAUCCGUCUGACGACAGCAGCCGCAGCAGCAGCAGCGGCAGCGGCGGUGGCGGCGGCGGCGGCGGUUCCCCCCCGUCCCUCUCCACCGCCCCUCCCUCUCCCCGGGGUUACAGCAACUGGAACAGCACCAAUUCCCCUGACGCGCACCCCUCCCCUCUCCUCUUCAGUCUGCACUUCCUCCCCGCCGCGUGGGUCGCUGCCCGUGCUGCUGCCCUGCACUUCCCCACCUCGCACCACUCGGGCAUCCCGGGCAUGAGCAAAUUCUUCCUGCCCGAGAUCCUGUGGCAGGUGCCCCGGGCAGUUUUCCUGGACGUGGAUAUGAUUCUGGCUACAGACAUUCAGGAGCUCUGGGGGCACUUGGAUGCGAUGAGAGGGGAGAGGGAGAUGCUGUAUUGGAUGGGGAACAACCACCCUGAGGGGGGCAGCAUGCGGCGGCUGAGGGACCCUUACUGCAGCUGCCAGCUGGUGAUGGACCUGGAGAGGAUGCGGCAGGCCAACAUGAGCCGGCUCUUCCAGGAAGCCCUGAAUGGCACGAAGCCCACAGACCUCCCGGAUUUCUUCGACGGGGACCAGUUCCUCUUCAUGCACAUCUGCAAGCACAACCCCCACCGCUGCCGCAUCCUGCCCCGCCUCUGGAAUGUCUCUGGGUGCACCAAGCCGCUGCACUUUCUGGGGCUCAGUGCGAGGGGUAAGGAGGAGAAUGGAAACUGUUGGCACAUCGUGCAUUUCAACUGUAUGGGGUAUGGUAAGGGCCAGAGGGGAGGGAAGAUUGUGCCAAAUGAAUGGCAGGAGGCUAUGAAUUGGAGCCAAGGACUGAGUUUGGAAAACCUUAGGAGGAAGUGACUAGGUGGGUAUGUGUGAAGUGGGGAUACUAACAGAUGCAGGCGUAUCGAUACGGGUUGCAACUAGUGUGGUUUCUGACUUUGUGGUAGUCACAGAUGUAUAGGUCCAGAUACAAGUAGCUAAGCUUCCUGUUGCUAUGCUCCUACCCAGUGUCAACUUAUACAUACUAGCUAUGUAGAAGUUAUAGGCUAGACUGAGGU